Molecule: messenger RNA, 7329 nt
Organism: Scatophagus argus
Lineage: Eukaryota; Metazoa; Chordata; Actinopteri; Scatophagidae
Gene: ppp1r37
Product: protein phosphatase 1, regulatory subunit 37
Exons: 13
Coding region: 1066-4743 (1225 amino acids)
Molecular function (GO): protein binding
Source: RefSeq, a predicted model, not a curated record
UGCUGACGUAAGACGUGUGAACAACAAACAGUUGCUGGACUCCAACAAGCUAGCGAAUCGUAAGGCUAGACAAAAACAGGUUCAACGUACUUCUCCCGGAGAGGGAGAUACCCACCAGAGCUGUGCGGUCGGGAUAUCUUGAUAACCUUAAUUAAGACUAUUAGUACUGGCAAGUGUAUUUUCGGCACGGUUCCCAGCGCUAAUGUUAGCCGCGGAAACAUGUUCAAUGCUCGGAGUGUGACGCCUGUCUUUUUUCUGGCUGCCGCUGGUCGAGGGUUGUGAUAUGAGCUGAGUUGCACCGCGACAGAAGGUGAGACAAGAGCCACAGCCGGGAAAUAAUUUCUUGACACAGAAGAAUGGACUUUGUCGGGGACAGACAGACCGGCUCACGCAAAGAAGCAGGUGUGCGACCGUACACGGGCCUGGAUGUCAUUGUUGGGCAACAACUUUAGCAACCUAGCUAACAUUAGCUCGUUCAAAUUCAUGCAAAUGAAUCGGCUCGGUGUCGGGCAGUAAUCUCACUUUGCUAGCGUAAUGGAGGCACCCUGAGUGACUUGUUCGUUUCAAUUGACUGUCCUGGUGCUCUUUAAUACUGCUGGCAAUGUGCUGACGAACAGUGAGCCUUUCGUCGGUUCCCAUUCGGAGCAAUAAGACACGGUUGGCAGAAAUUUUUAAGUGGUGGAUGUCUGCAUAGGUUAUAGUUGAGUAAAGAAUUACUGAGACAUUAUCUAUUUCACACAGCUGUCACAUAUUUCGUGUAUUGAAAUGUGUGAAAUUGCACUUUAGGUAAUAUAUAAGGCCAAAGUCAUCUAUGAUUUGGGGUUUGUGGUAACUAAUGUAAAUCAAACCCAGUACAGCAAACCAGUCAAGAUACAGGUUUAAUAUUCUGAUUGCACUUGAAAUUAAUUUGGACAACUAAGAACUGAGUAGGUGUAUAUCUACAUAUCUAGUGAGGAUAGAGGCAAGAGAAGGCUUAUCCAUGUCAGUUGAUUCCUAGUUAAUAUUUAACUCAAUACCUAUACUGUCUGGCACAGUUUAAGACUAAGUUUCACUGGAAAUGAAAACAUGAAUAUCGAAGAGCAAUGUCUAGAUUUGUGCAAUGUCAAGACAAAAAGCAAUGUGGACACUGAUCACAACACUACCAACAGCUCAGAAGGGGUCAUCCCCCGGAUAUCUGAACUGAUGACGGACAUUAACACAGAAAAACAAAACAUUGCUCCCACAGAGGCUUCCAAAACGUAUUUAAUGCCUCAGCUCACUGAUAACCUUCAGGCUGCCCAGGAGGAGGAUAACCAUCAGGCACAAAACACACUGGAAAUUGAUGAGGUCAAUGGAAAUAGACAGAGCAGUGCCCAAGACACCCAUUCGGUAGUGAAUCCCACUGAGGCUAUCUUUUCUAACGAUGAGCAUCACAAGGACGAUAUUGAGGGGAAGAAAGUGAAGGAAGAUAAGGACAUUGAACCUGCAAAGUUUGUUGUGGAGGAAGGAUAUGAUGGUGCGGACAUGGACAUAGGUGUAGAUCUGACCCUCAAUGAGAGUGGGGUGUUGGAGGCUGAAUCAACAAACGUCAAAUCACUCUCAGAUAAUACUUUAGACUCAGAGUCCACAUCUCAGGGUGUCCCAGCUGGCAGCUCGGCACAGAGCCUGUCAGAUGCAAGCCAAACGAGUGGCACAGAGACUUCUGCCACAGACCGGGCUGGACUGUACCCCUCGGUGGAGGAGGGCGAGGAUAAACACAAACCAAGCGGCAAAAGAGUGACAUUUCCCUCAGAUGAGGAUAUUGUCUCUGGAGCAGUGGAGCCCAAGGACCCCUGGAGACAUGCUCAGAAUGUGACGGUGGAGGAGAUCCUCUCUUCCUACAAACAGGCCUGUCAGAAACUCAACUGUAAAAUUAUACCCAAAGUCCUCAAGCAGAUACAGGAACUGAAAGACCUGACACAACGAAAUGAAUGCUUAGAUCUGAAAGGGGAGAAGCUGGACUACAAAGCGUGCGAGUCUCUGGAGGAAAUUUUGAAAAGAGUGCAGUUCAAAAUUAUAGACCUGGAGCAGACCAACCUGGAUGAAGAUGGUGCAUCAGCUCUGUUUGACAUGAUCGAGUACUACGAGUCAGCCACACAUCUCAACAUCUCCUUCAACAAGCACAUUGGCACUCGAGGAUGGCAGGCCGCAGCUCAUAUGAUGAGGAAGACGAGCUCUCUGCAGUAUCUCGAUGCACGCAACACUCCCCUGCUGGACCACUCGGCUCCCUUUGUAGCACGAGCGCUCAGGAUCAGCGGCAGCCUGGCAGUCCUCCACCUGGAGAACGCUGGCCUGUCUGGCAGACCUCUCAUGUUACUGGCCACGGCUCUGAAGAUGAACAUGAACCUGCGGGAGUUGUACCUGGCAGAUAACAAGCUCAAUGGCCUGCAGGACUCAGCCCAACUUGGCAACUUGCUCAAGUUCAACUACAACAUUCAGAUCCUGGACCUGCGCAAUAACCACAUCCUGGACUCUGGUCUGGCCUAUGUGUGUGAAGGACUAAAGGAGCAGAGGAAAGGCCUCGUCACAUUGGUGCUAUGGAACAACCAGCUCACACACAAUGGCAUGGGCUACCUCGCUGCCGCACUGCCAUGCACCCAGAGUCUGGAGACGCUGAACCUCGGCCAUAACUCUGUGGGUAACGAAGGGGUCCACAAGCUGAAAGACGGACUCAUCGCCAACCGCUCUGUGCUCAGACUGGGACUCGCUUCCACCAAACUCUCCUGCGAAGGAGCUGUGGCUGUGGCUGAAUUCAUCGCUGAGAGCCCCAGACUGCUGCGUCUGGACCUUCGAGAGAAUGAGAUCAAAACAGGCGGACUGAUGGCCUUGUCGCUCGCCCUGAAAGUCAACACCUCUCUGCUGCGUCUCGACCUGGACAGGGAACCCAAGAAAGAAACUGUGAAGAGUUUCAUUGAGACCCAGCGUGCCCUGCUGGCUGAGAUCCAGAAUGGCUGCAAGAGGAACUUCAUCCUGGCGAAGGAGAAGGAGGAAACAGAGCAGAAAAUGAGACAGUCGACGUCUAUGGCUGAAAUCGACACAGAGGAUGGGACCAGAGAAGAGGAGGAGCAACCAGCAUCAGAAGAGACAGGGCAGACAGAGAAGAAAGUGGGAGAAGAUGGUGAAACAACAGGAAAUGAAGGACAGAUGAGCACCGAGUCAGGAACGAGCACUGACGCCGGUGCUUCUCAAGUGAAUCCGGAGUCGGACUCGGACACUGACGAUGAAGAGGAAGAGGAGGUGGUGACCAAGUCCUCUUCUAUGUCAAACUCCUCCGCUCGCCUAAACCAGACUGCCCCUCAAACCCACACAGGGGUUGCACAGCCCCUGAUCAGUGCCUCGCGUUCAUCCUCGUCUGCGGCCGCCUCACCUGCCGGCGGGCCGAGUGUCAUUUCUGGCAUCACCGUCACAGAAUCUGCAGCUCCUCCCGGCACCCCUCCAUCUCCUGGUCGCUGCAUAUCUGUCUCUAGUCCAGGGAGGGGUCAUAAGAUCUUCAUGGUAACUCGGGUGGAGAGCCCGCCUGAACAACAGCAGCAGCUACAACUCAAGCUGAGCACACCUGCAGCUCCCAGCCAGGCUAAAGAGGCCUCAAAGAGACCUGCAGACAAGAACACACCCACUGCGCAGCAGACACAGCCUCCACCUCCUUCUCAAACCCCUACACAAACACAACUGACACAGGAGGAUGUGAAGGAGAGCUCAUCUGCUCUGCCAACAGACUGUAAGCUGACAGAGCAGAGUCCUGUAGCACACUUAAAGACCGCACUAAAUACUACACACACUCACACACUAGAGCCACAGUCUGCGAGUUAUCCCACAGAGCAUGUGACAGCUAGCACUUUAGACCAAGAAGCGACAGAUCCGAGUCAACAAGCACCAGCCCUGCCUUCAGAUUCCUUAUCAGUACAGCUCACUGGAGAGGUAACAGAGAGCACUAAAAGCCCCCAACCUGAGAGAACUUGUGUAGAAAGAAACAAAGAAGGAGAAGAGGAGGAAGGUCAGAGAAAAGACGGGGGGCAGGUGAUGUCCCGUGACAUCACAGAAGGAGAGUGUCAACAGCUAGACGGACUGAGUCAAAUUCAGACCAGUAUCUCAGCAGUAGAAACACAGCAGCAGCCAUUACCGUCUGCUCUUGAACAGCUACAGAAUGAGCUAGCGUCUGCCUCAGAAGAAACCCGGUCACAGAACCAAACAGAGCAAGAAGGAGAUGAAGAGGAGGAGGCAGUGAAAGACACACCAGCCAGCUUCUCAGAAAAUGAAAAAUCCAGUUUAACAGAGAACAAGUUCAGCCAGCCAAACCAAGAGGAACCACAUCCCAAGCAGGAAGCAGAGGCAGAUAAACAGGGACUAGAGCCCGUUCUCUCUGACGAGACCGAUCAACAGACACCACCGGGAGCUCAGGAGGCAAAUCCUCUGGCAGGAGAAGCUUCAAAGAGUCCCGAACCCGCCUCGAUUGUGUCCGUCUCCCUGAGCGAAGUGGAGGAUUCACCUGACGAAAGCUCUGCAGAGGAGGGUGAGUGUUUCACUGAGGCUCAGGAGGAGGAGGAGGAGGUAGUUGCUUCAGCUCUACCCAACGGCCUGAAGCCCGAGUUCUCCCUCCAUCUUCUCGACAGUGAAAGCCCCAAGCCUGGCAGCUGUGUGAUGGAGCACGUGAGUGUGAGCUGCGGACAAGACCUGGAGGAGCUGCUGCUUGAAGCCAGUUUGGAGACGGGCAGAGAUGCGCCAUGAGGCUCUGGGGUAAACAUUUGUGGCCCCGGAAGACACAGGAGAAAACCGCACUCGGACAGUUUUGUCUGGCUCUACUACAUGACUGGUUGCCCUACAAUGUUUUUCUUGUUUCUUUGACUUUACCACCAACAUGACCUUUCCACAAAGGACAGAAGACCUGGUGUUGCAGUCAAAUCUCCACACGUGAACGUACAAACAAAUUACGGAAAGACACAAAGGACUAAAUCAUCCUGUCCAACUUGACUGUAACUAACAAGCAGUCAUUUACAUCCACACUACAUCAACCAAUGAAACACUCAUACAUGUGUAUAUUGAGUAUGAGGAAGGGGGGACGGGAGGAGAAACGAAAUCACCCUGCUGUCACUACAUUUUGUCAAUCUGCAGUCUUUAACAAGCAGCUGCCUGUGAGUGAGAAAGAAGAGAUGGAGACAAAGGGAGGAGGAGAAAACACUAACCAAAGACAGAACGCGGACCUUUCUCACAGUUUACUUGCUCUCUUGUGUAGAUUUCCACUGUAGUUGGGAAAGUAACUAAAAGUUUUGUCACAUCACACGCACACACUCACACGAAGACUUAGCGGUGAUAAUGGGGGAAAAACGGGGUUGACGGCACAGUCGGAAGACAAAAUAACGGUGACGGACCCUGCUGAGCGCACUUGCUGGCUUUAAACACUUGCUCCAGAGGUGCAAGUAGGUCACCGUCAAAAGCUUUUAUAUCCGAGGAAGCUGAAGAUGUUGAAAUGUCUGCUUAAAUGUCAACAUUUUAUGUCUGUGUCCCCACUGUCCUGACCGUUCUCUACCUUCGGGGAGAAAAAAAAACAAAAGAAGAAGAAGAAACGCUUAAAGAACCUCUGCCAAAGUGACCUCCUCUCCCGUCUGUUUUCUCUUCGUCUGCUCACUUUGGCCCCUCAGGAAUCAGCACACCCCCCACCCGGUCAGGCUCCUCAGGUCUCACUUGGAGGAGCUGCAACUCCCCUGUCCCUCCCCUGUCUACACUUUUUUGAAACCCCUCGCCGCCCCGGCUUGAAAGUCCAGAACUUCUGUGAAUGUCGGAAAGCAAGAUGUCAGCUUUCAGUUGUUAUUUACAGAAAAAAAAACAUCUUUUCCUUUCCCUGAUGUUCUGCAAUUUCAGACGCCGUAAUUACUUUGUUCAGUUAGUCAUUGUUGUGUCAAACUCCUUCUAGCAAAGCAGCUCAGUCUCCGUCAUCGCCUCCCCUCUCCUUCCUCUCGUUCCUUCGUCAUCUGCUGGUACUUUGUACUGUCUCACCUCUCCAUUCCAGCACAUCAUUUAUGUUGCCUUCAAACUCACCACUUCGGUUUUCUGUCUUGUGUGUGUGUGUUUUUUUUUGUUUGGCUGCUUUGAUAAUUCAGUUAUUUUGUAUUUAUUUUAUAGCUAUAUGAGCCGUUUUUCUGCUUUAUUUUUUUUCCCCAUUUCUUCUUCAUUUUAUCUUUUAUUUUCUUUUGGGGGUUGCUUUUAAAAAUUAGCCCUAUUUUUUGAUGUAUAUUUCAGAUUCAAACUACUAGAGCAAAUAUUUAGUUUUGUUUUUUGGGGUUCUGGGCGGGGUAAUAUGUGUUGGGAGAAAAAGCAAAUAUGAUUAAAUGGUUGACCAUGGUAGAGGCUGGGCUGCAGUAAAGAAAGCAAACACAAGGAAGCAGCAAACAUAACAGUUCUCCUUGAAGUCCUUGUUGUUGUUUUAACACUACUCUGCUGGGUGACGCUGAGGCCACAAGGGGGCGCUGCUGGUUGUGUUGUUGUCCAUCAGUGGAGACAUAACUGAAGGAUAUCACAGUCCGAACAACAACGUGGUGCAGCCGCUGGCGUCUUCUGCUCAUAUCCAGCUCCUGUGCCGAGUCUUUUCACAGCAGAGCAGUGAAACCUACAUGAAAUAUCUUGUUGUUUCGUGAAGAGAGCUGCUUUACCCUGCUUUCAAUUUGUCCCUGAAGCAGACACUGGCAGGUGUGUUGUUUGUUUGUUUACUCCCUCCCUCCAAAAAGGAGCAGCAUUCAACACUCCUGCUGCUCUACACCCAAUGGAUAGUUUGCCCCCACUGUUUGUUAUGCUUUAAUUUUUAGAAAUUUUUAAUAAUAAUUUGUUAACUUAAUUGAAAUGUGCUGGUAAUCACAAAGAUAUGUAUGGCGAAAUUUGUUCCUCUCAAAUAAAUGCAUGUAAUGAUUAAUGAUGUGACUGUAUGUUUCAAUGAAAUUACUCAUAUUGGGACUUCAGAAAUGUCUGAACUCUGCAGAUGAAUGCAUAAAUUGUGUGUCUUUGAAACAUCCAUGAAAGUGUUUGCUCACAGACCAGUUUUGCAGGCAGUAGACUGCACAUAUUGCAUCUAUUAAACCAAUAAUGCACAAUUAGAUGAUUAGUCAUCAGGCCAACAGUUUUUCCGUUUGGCCCUUAAGGUCCCACACUGUUUCCUGAGUUGUGGCCAAAAAAAAGCAGAGAAAAGCAUUUUUGAGAAGUUCUAAUGUUUGCUUUUGUUUCUUGUGACAUACUAACUGUAGAUAAUGUUAGAUGUUUCAAGGCUGCUGAAGAUGAUCCAAAUAAAACUGAGGCUGAUUGUCCACAGUCUCACUUGAAGCCUGA